AUGAAAUCUGAAACUCGCUUGGCUACCAUGUUGAUCCAUCUCCAAACCAUUUUACUAAUUUUGCAGCUCCUUCUUCGGGUCACGGCUCGGGCACAAGGUGAUGAGUACAGAAACGACCCCAAUAUAAUAGAGCUUUCAUCACACAACUUUGAUAAAUUGGUUCAUGGCACAAAUUAUACUACAAUAGUCAAAUUUUAUGCUCCUUGGUGUGGUUAUUGUCAACAGCUCAAACCUAUCUGGAAAAAAUUGGGAAAAUACAUCACUAGGGAUUCUCAAUUGGGGAUCAACGUUGCUAGUUUGAAUUGUGAUAAUCCUGAAAACAAGCCCUUAUGUUCCACCUAUCAAAUCCAAGGAUUCCCUACGUUGAUGGUAUUUAGACCACCCAAGUUUGAUAAAACAGCUGGCAAAAGCAGUAGUGCUAGUACCGAAGCUAAGAAGAGAAAGAGGCAUGCAAGCGAAGUUUAUAAUGGGCAAAGAACUUUGAAAGCAAUCUCCACAUUUCUCACCUCACGGUUGAAAAACUAUGUAACAAAGUUACAUAACUUGGAUAAGGACUUGCAAACGUGGAUAGAACAAAAUAAAGAUGUACCUCGUAUGUUGCUAAUUGCAAAAGCAAAUCUGAUAAGUCCGUUGUUAAAGACUUUGGCAAUUGAUUACUUGGGCCUAGUUGAGUUUGCAAUGAUUGGUAAAUACAAUGAGGACGAAAAAACAAUCAACAUUGAGGGAAGAGAAGUUGUUGUGCCAAUAACUGAUAAAUCGAGUUUAUUUUAUUAUGAUGCAGAGGCGGGGAAGUUGAUAAAAUACCAAGAGACGGAGAAAUUGAACGAUAAGCUUGAAAUUGAAAAAUGGGUAUCAAAAGUAACGGGUGUUGAGCCAAUUGAAGGGUCUUUGUCUACUAAGGGAAAGAAGAUUGAUAAGGCGAGGGGCAGUAGCAAAAGCAUAACAAACGGAAGGAACGGAAAGAGCAGUAAAAAGGGAGAAAAAGAAAAGAAUGGAAGAAACGAAAAUCGUGAAAAGAGUGGGAAGAAUGGGAGCGGUGCCAAAAAAGAAAGUAAUGUAGAACAUGACGAGUUGUAG
This is a messenger RNA of Lodderomyces elongisporus, 1077 nucleotides long. Its product is annotated as protein disulfide isomerase. The transcript has 2 exons. Bases 1 to 1077 code for a protein of 358 amino acids. Lineage: Eukaryota; Fungi; Ascomycota; Pichiomycetes; Serinales; Debaryomycetaceae. The record is from RefSeq and is a predicted model, not a curated record. Gene Ontology annotation, biological process: response to endoplasmic reticulum stress. Gene Ontology annotation, molecular function: protein-disulfide reductase activity. Gene Ontology annotation, cellular component: endoplasmic reticulum lumen.